UGCUUUCGUGCGUUCCAAAAGCUUGCGUUUUCUUUUCCAACCCCAAAUCUCAGCUUUUGAUAAAUCGGAAGUCUAGGGUUCAUCCGAUUAACGCUAAAUCGGAUCGAUAUUCCCUCACAUCUGAUCCUCGCUUGCAAAAGAUGUCACAGAACGCGAAGCUGAUCCCAAAUCUGGACCAGAACAGUACGAGGCUCCUCAAUCUCACAGUUCUCCAGCGAAUCGAUCCCUUCAUCGAGGAAAUCCUUAUCACAGCUGCUCAUGUCACCUUCUACGAAUUCAACAUUGAGCUCAGUCAAUGGAGUCGUAAGGAUGUUGAAGGUUCUUUGUUUGUUGUCAAAAGAAAUAAACAACAACCUCGAUUUCAGUUUAUUGUGAUGAAUCGUAGGAAUACAGAUAAUCUGGUGGAAGAUCUUCUGGGGGAUUUUGAGUAUGAAGUCCAAGGUCCAUAUUUACUUUACCGUAAUGCAGCUCAAGAAGUAAAUGGCAUUUGGUUCUACAAUAAACGUGAAUGUGAGGAAGUAGCAAGUCUUUUCGACAGACUACUUCAUGCAUAUCAAAAGGUAAACCAGAAGCCAGCGUCAUCUUCAAAAAGUGAGUUUGAGGAAUUGGAAGCUGUGCCUACAAUGGCAGUUAUGGAUGGUCCUCUUGAACCAUCUUCAACUGCUAGGGAUGCCCCUGAUGACCCUGCUUUCAUCAACUUCUACAGCUCAGCGAUGAAUCUUGGGAACACUUUGAGUGGGGCAAGUGGACCACCAUACCAAUCAUCAGCAAUUCCUCUACAACCUCACCAACCCACCAUGACCCCUUCUGCAGCGGCAGUUGCACCUCCACAGAUUAAAUCACCACCGCUUCUACAAUCCUCCUCUCCUCUGAUGCCUCUCUUUGACAACAAUCCGGAUCUUAUCAACAGCAACUCCAACGUUCACACGGAUUUGGUGAAGCCAUCCUCUUUCUUUGGGCCCCCACGGAUGGUGGCACAACCACACUUCAUUCCUGGUUCAUCUUCUAUCCCCACUGCUCCUCCUUUGAACCCUAAUAAUGCGACUCACCAGCAGCGCCAGUAUGGUACUCCGCUGCUCCAGCCUUUCCCACCACCAACGCCACCAGCAUCACUCGCUCCUGCACCCAGUGUCCCGGUUAUCAACAGAGAGAAAGUCAAAGAAGCCCUUUUAAAGCUGGUUCAGGAGAAUGAAUUCAUCGACAUGGUGACCCGAGCUUUACAAAAUGCGCAUCAACCAUGAAGCUGCGCUGGGUCGGCGUCGAUGUGUGGAACAGUACUGUGGCGGUUUGAUUUAGGAUUGUGUAGUUAAAACGUAGUUUUGUUCUCUUUAAUACCUUUGAACAAAGUGUUGUCGGAACCUCUAAAAGGAAUUUAUAAGAUACUUGCACUGCUCCCUUGUUUUUAACUCA
Messenger RNA from Eutrema salsugineum, 1410 nucleotides. Its product is annotated as mRNA-decapping enzyme-like protein. Gene Ontology annotation, cellular component: P-body. The coding region runs from base 141 to 1241 and encodes 366 amino acids. The transcript has 8 exons. Gene Ontology annotation, biological process: positive regulation of catalytic activity; deadenylation-independent decapping of nuclear-transcribed mRNA; deadenylation-dependent decapping of nuclear-transcribed mRNA. The record is from RefSeq and is a predicted model, not a curated record. Gene Ontology annotation, molecular function: enzyme activator activity; mRNA binding. Lineage: Eukaryota; Viridiplantae; Streptophyta; Magnoliopsida; Brassicales; Brassicaceae.